UGUGUGGAGAUUUUGGGAAUGUAAAAACUCCAACAUUUUAAAAAGUUUCACGGAAUUUUGCAAUUUCGCACUAUUAUUUAUAAGAUGUCAGAUCCAAAUAUAAGUAAUAGUUAUCGAGGAAUUUCUAAACAGUUAAAACUAAAGGCAAAUGAUUUUUUAAAUUCAAGAAAACAUGCCAAUAAUCUAGUAGAUCUAAUACAAUUUUUCGAAGAAAGUUUAAGAAAAGAGCAAAAUGUAUCAUCCUGUGUUCUUACUUUAGAAGUAGUUUUUACAGAAUUAAUUAAAAGACGUGAAUGCUAUAUUGAAAUUAAACCCCUAAAGCCUAAAGAUACAAGUGCGGAAACGAAGUAUAAAGAAUGGCUCCUAGAACGUUAUGAAGAUUUUUUCCGAUUGCUUCUUUUAGCUUUUAAAUGUGAAAAAUCGGCAGAUAGUACUCAGGCUUUGACUACAAGUAUGAAACUUCUUUCGUGGGAAGGGAAAUAUCCCAUAGAACAUAAUACCCCAGACAAUUAUUAUUUCCCAGUAAAUCGAUUUCGAACUAUUUUAAUACAAUUGUUAUCUACGGAAGCAUCUUCAUAUCAUUUAAUUGCACGUUUUAAAGAAUAUUCCGAAUAUUUAGAUGUCGUUUUUUAUGCAUGGAAAGUAUUACCAAGCUUGACUCCUAAAGGAAAUGCACCAAGCGAAGCUUUUGUGAACAAUUAUCUAGAAUUAAUAAAUGCUUUACCAGUAACAAAAGAAUUGCAAGAAUCAUUUAAACUACUAUGCCCAUCUAACGAAGCAAGACCAGAAAUUUUUGAUUACGUUAUAUCACGGAAAUGCAUUAACAAAGCUUGGCAAUGCGUAAUGCAGUGGGAAAUCAAACCAGCUACACAUAAACAAAUAUUAAUAGUGUUAUUAGAGAGAGUGCUACCUCACCUUGACAAGCCAGUAUUAUUAACAGAUUUUUUAAUGGAUUCUUUAGAUUUAGGAGGAGCUAUUGGUUUAUUAGCAUUGCAAGGCAUUUUUACAUUGAUUCAAAAACACAAUAUCACCUAUCCAAAUAUUUAUGAAAAAUUAUAUUCAAUGUUUGAACCAGAAAUAUUCCACACUAAAUAUAAAGCAAGAUUAUUUUACUUGGCUGAUAUAUUUCUUAGUUCCACACAUUUGCCAGAAAAUUUAGUUGCAGCUUUUGUAAAGCGCUUAGCUCGAUUGAGUUUGCUAGCGCCACCACAAGAUGUUGAAAUAAUAUUAUAUUUUAUUGGAAACUUAAUAUUACGUCAUCCGGGCUUAAAAAGAUUAAUAUGUCACCCAGUUGGUGGAGAAGUAUCUCAGGACCCAUAUAUUAUGGAUGAAAGAGAUCCGACAAAAUCAAAUGCUUUAGAAAGCUCGCUAUGGGAAAUUGUUGCACUCCAAAGUCAUAUAAUGCCUUCUAUAUCUACUGCAGCAAAAUUUAUAUCUCAACCAUUGCCAUCUCAAGAGUGGGACUUAUCCAACGUUCUAGAUUUGAAAGAAGAUGAUGUGUUUGAUCAAGAAAUAUCCAGAAAGUGGAAACAAUGUGCGCUAUCAUUUGAGAGACCUCAAUCAAUUUCUUUACCAAGAAACGAUAAGGUUUCACAUUAUUGGAAAUUAUUUUAAAUAAUUUUAAACAAAUUUUAUGGAAAGUAUACUAAAUAAAUUUGAUAUGAAAAUGGAAUGAAUUUAACAAAUACAAUGAGCUUUUUCUCGAAAUUUAGAUAUAAAAACUAAUUAAAUAAAUGUAAAAUAUUAAAACAAUUAAAUUUUCCCUUAGUUAAGCAAAAGAAAAUUUUGUUCUAAUAAGUUCGCGACAUAAAUAUUUAUGUAUUUAAAUUAAUUUUGUAGGAUAUAUAAUUAAAUAAAAUGCAAAAGAUACACGUUUUAGUAAUUCUUAACACCAACAUCCAAGCCAAGUUUUGGGAAAAUUUAACAUUACAAUAUUUUCCUAUGUAAACUAUGUUGCUGUAUUGUAGAUUAUAUAUGGAAAUAAUUUUAAAAAAUUGUUGUUUUUUUUAAGUAGGGAUUGAUUAUUAUUUUCGUUUGUCCCAAUUGUUAGGUAUGUAUAUGAGUUAACAAGCUAGAAUUUAAAAAUUAGGAAACAAUUUUAAUGCUCUGAUAAGAUUUUUAAAGUAAUUCUUACUCAACCUGGAUAUAAAAAUGUCGCAUUUCUCAAUUUGUUUCAUUUCUAUAAAGAAUCAGAUAAGAACUAUUAAGUU
This is a messenger RNA of Condylostylus longicornis, 2210 nucleotides long. Its product is annotated as nucleolar complex protein 4 homolog A. The record is from RefSeq and is a predicted model, not a curated record. NCBI's taxonomy places the organism in Eukaryota, Metazoa, Arthropoda, Insecta, Diptera, Dolichopodidae. Bases 85 to 1614 code for a protein of 509 amino acids. Gene Ontology annotation, cellular component: nucleolus; small-subunit processome; Noc4p-Nop14p complex. Gene Ontology annotation, biological process: ribosome biogenesis. The transcript has 6 exons.